AUGACUGCACGCGCCAGCGCUCCCGCCUUUGGCUUCGCCCCACCCUGUGGCAGCGGUCCCGGUUGUUGGGUACCAGCCGCCAACGGCACCAUUCCGCCCAGCGCUGUUGAGGGUGGCUUCGAUGGCAGCGAACAAUUAUAUAUUGGUCGCGCUCGUCACGAGGGUGACCUCAUUCCCGGUAAACUACAUCCAUCACAUGGUGUUUGUUACAUUGCUUGGGGAGGCGGCGAACACGGUCAUGGCGAAUAUGAAGUUUUGUGCUCAGGCGGCGGUCAAUGGGUGCCCGUAAAGGAUGGUAACAUUCCACCAAAUGCCUUCCCUGGUGGCGAGACCUCUGACGGUGAGCCGCUAUUCAUUGGCCGCGCCACACACGACGGCACCAUCACCGUGGGCAAAGUUCAGCCAUCGCAUGGAUGCUGUUACAUUCCAUAUGGCGGUGAAGAGGUGGCCUACAAGGAGUUUGAAAUCUACAUUGCGGCCUAA
Molecule: messenger RNA, 483 nt
Organism: Rhagoletis zephyria (snowberry fruit fly)
Lineage: Eukaryota; Metazoa; Arthropoda; Insecta; Diptera; Tephritidae
Source: RefSeq, a predicted model, not a curated record